Molecule: messenger RNA, 7165 nt
Organism: Alligator sinensis (Chinese alligator)
Lineage: Eukaryota; Metazoa; Chordata; Crocodylia; Alligatoridae
Product: DTW domain-containing protein 1
Exons: 7
Coding region: 300-1772 (490 amino acids)
Biological process (GO): tRNA modification
Cellular component (GO): nucleus
Molecular function (GO): growth factor activity; tRNA-uridine aminocarboxypropyltransferase activity
Source: RefSeq, a predicted model, not a curated record
CUUUCAGUGGAAGCAGCAAAUUCAAGUAGUACAGAAAGUCACAUCAACCAAGGUUUUUAUUACCUGCUUCUUUAAAGGAUAUCCCGACUGAAAAGAUACUUAAGGAGUUAUCCUGUUUCAACAUCAGUAACUUUUAAGGAAUAAGGAUCAAAAUUCUUGAAGAGGGAGAUAUCUUAUUUAAAUCAAUCUACACAACUUCCAGUAAAGACAGAAGGCAGGUCAAUGAACUAGAAGCAACAAACUACUUGAGAUUUAAUUUUCAUUAUGUUUUUCAUGAACACCCAGAACACUGCACUAUAAUGCACAAAUGGAUACUGACAUGGAUCCUGCCAAUUUUGCUCUACAGAUUAUACUUUUACAUUAUCUUUCUAAUGGGCACUAUAUCUUUAGCUUGCAAUGACAUGACUCCAGAGCAAAUGGCUACAAAUGUGAACUGUUCCAGCCCUGAGAGACAUACCAGAAGCUAUGAUUAUAUGGAAGGGGGAGAUGUGAGAGUGAGAAGACUUUUUUGUCGAACACAAUGGUAUAUGAGGAUUGAUGAAAGAGGCAAAAUUAAGGGGACACGAGAAGCAAACAACAACUACAGUAUUCUGGAAAUAAGAACAGUGGCUGUUGGAAUAGUGGCAAUCAAAGGGGUGGAAAGUGAAUACUUUCUAGCAAUGAACAAAUCUGGAAAACUCUAUGGAAAGAAAGUAUGCAAUGAAGACUGCAACUUCAUAGAACUGAUUGAAGAAAACCAUUACAAUACUUAUGCUUCGGCAAAAUGGACACACAAAGGGAAUGAGAUGUUUAUUACAUUAAACCACAAAGGUAUCCCUAUAAAAGGUACAGGAUAUCAUUUGUUUGAACCAAAGAUGUCAUUAAAUUCGCCAACACUAUUAAAUCAAGAAAGCCAUCGGGGAUUUAAAAAAAAAAUUGAAUGUCUGAAAAACCCAGAAUCACAGACUACUUCAUCCUUGCAAGAUAACCCACUUCAAAACUUACAAAUAGCAUCCCAUGAAGUUCUUGAAAAGGCCCAAAAGAGUGGGAGAUCAAAGUGUCCAAAGUGUGGGAGUUCCCGGAUGUUCUAUUGUUAUUCAUGUUAUGUUCCAGUUGAAACUGUCCCCACCAAACAAAUUCCAGUUGUGAAGCUGCCUUUGAAGAUUGACAUCAUUAAACACCCAAAUGAAAAUGAUGGCAAAAGCACUGCUGUACAUGCUAAGCUCCUGGCCGCUGAAGAUGUUAUGAUUUACACAUACCCUUGCAUUCCUGAAUAUGAAGAAAAAAGACAUGAAAUGGUACUCAUCUUUCCUGGUCCCAACUCAAUUUCACUUAAAGAUCUUGGUCUCCAUCUGCAAAGAAAUACGAAGAAAAAUGUUCGUGGCGAAGAUGAUGAUUCUACAGCAGAACCACUUCUCAAGCAAGCACGGAUAGAAUCAGAACAACAAAACAUAAAUGAAUGCAAGGCAAACAAAAGUGAAGGCACUGGACUGAAGAAAAUAAUCUUUAUCGACAGUACUUGGAAUCAAACUAACAAAAUUAUUACUGAUGAGCGACUUCAAGGGCUGCUGCAAAUUGAGCUAAAAACAAGGAAAACUUGCUUUUGGCGUCACCAGAAAGGAAAGCCAGAUACGUACCUUUCCACAAUUGAAGCAAUUUAUUAUUUUCUUGUGGACUAUCAUCAGGAGGUUUUGAAAGAGAAAUACAAAGGACAGUAUGACAAUCUGCUUUUUUUCUAUUCAUUUAUGUAUACGCUGAUAAAAAACGCCAGGUCAUCUACAAGAAAAGAGUAAGCCAUGACAUUGGGCCAGCUGUAAAUAAUACCAUGUUUGAUUUUUCUUCACUAAUAAAAUGGUGUGUGAUUUUUCUUUUUCCCACCUCCCAAUUGAGGUUUGGAACUGAAUAACAAACCAUGGUGCAUGGUACUUGGGAGCUGGCUGGAGUGCAGGUUUAGGACCUGAUCCCAUCUAGGCUGAUGGAGUGGUAAUUUCAUUGAUGUGACCAGUCCUAUUAGGAUUAUAUACAUCACUAAAUGUUGCUGGAUUAGAGACCCUUUUCAGUCUUUGCCUUGGGCAAUGUGCAGUAGAAGUGAGGCAAAGACCAGAGGACUGAGCCUUCCCUCUGUUAAUAGUAUCCUCUUGGAACUGUAAAGAGGAGUUCGCAUGCCAGCAGGGAAUCUCUUUGAAUCUCAGAGUUCAUCUGUUUUCAUUGUGCAGUAAUGUACUCUAACCAGCAAGGCUGACUUCAUACUGGUGAUGUCACUACUUAUUGAAAUGAUUGGGACAACAUUUAAUCAAAAACAAGUAGAGCCAAGUUAAUUGACUGAAUGGAAAAGCAAUUGAAAUGGUAAUCUUUUUAAGUUUAGAGUUGUGGUAUGGUUGAAGAAAUAGAUGAAAAUCAUGUCUUGCCCGAACAUUGUUAUUAUAUAGUAUGUCUCUUUCUAGGACUGUUAAGAUCUUACACUGUAAAGGUUAUUGCCACCUAUUUCAAAUAGAAAUUAAAUUACCUACAUUUUUUUUUUUAAAAUAAAACUAACUUCAUUCUUUAUGACAGACCCUCAGCUAUUAAUAUGACAGGUUUUAUAUGCAGUAUCCAGUGGGGUCUGGCUGCAAAAGUACAAUAAUGAAGGUCUUAAUUCACUGCCAGGUGCUAGCAAUUUUACUAAAACAUUUCAUGCUUACUGUAAGAAGAGAUAAGUCAGUUCAGCUUCAAGAAUGCCUGUUGGAAAGCUAUCAUUGCCUUGCUAAUAGUAACUUUACUCAAUCAAUUUGCUAUGGUAGCUCCUAUACAUGGUGAUUUGUCCAAUUUUAAAUAAGGCCUUGUCUGCACUAAUUAGGUCAGUCGAGUUAGGUGAGCAAAACACACUAAAUAAUUGGGCUUUUAUUAGUAUAAGUUAUUCCUUUUUCUGAAUCACUAUAAGCUAUCAUGGCAUAAAGUCGAUUUUGCUUACAUAACUAUAUCUGCACUAAUGGGUAAAUAAAUCAUAACCUUGGCAGACACAGCCAUGCUGGAAGCCAUAGCAUAGACCAGACCUUGGUAAGAUGACUUAACAAUUUUGAAAGCACUUUCAGUAUAUCUUUCUUUUUUUAUGUGGAUAAAUUGGAAGGAAGUUGACAGAAUUUUGUCAGAGACACUAGUUGAAAAAUUGUAAUAGCUGAUCUCUUCCAGAAACCUGCAAGGUUAUUUUAAUUGCAUCUUUUUUUCCGCAGCCAGUCUGGCUAAAUCAGUGGUGCUUGUGGUUUUGGCCCUGUGCUGUUCUCACCCAACCUCCAUGUGCUGGGACUGGGCUCUGCACCUCCCUGUCUAUCUGAUCUAGCACACGGGGCCGUAGCUCACAGGCUCCCUACAGAUUUGUGAGGGCCACGCGGGCUGAAUGAUAUGGCACCAGGAGCCAGACCUGGAGGUUGAGCCCCCCUGAGUUAAACUACUAUCUGUAUCAGUCAGUGCUGCCUUCUCUCAAAAGGAAGUCUCAGUUAGUUGUCCAGAUAUGCAACGCUGUAGAAAGAUCACUUAAAAUUUUAUUUUCAAUUUGUACAGAAUGUCUUUCAGGUUUGAACAAUUGGUUUGUGGGUUUUUUUUUUUUGCUGUUUCACAGUACUGAAUUUGAAAUAUGAACUAAAGAUCCACUUUCCCCGCAAGUGUCUUGCCAGCCUCUAGCUUUAGAGGACCCGCUUUCCUUAUCUGUCCAAGAAAGAAGCAUCUUAUUGUGCAUACAGACUGAUCUAUUUCAGCACACACUAGGUGGUUAUGGCUGCCCGUUUGCUGCACGCAAAUGACUGUGCACGCCUAUAAAUACAAACUGAAGGUCAGGUUGAUCAUUUGGGCCUAUAAAUAGACUAGUCAAAUUAGUGUGCAUGAAUCGCAGCAGCACUACCAAUAACAGGUAUAUGUUUAAGGUCCAAAUAACAGCACUUCACAUAUACAAAUAGGACAGUACAGCUGUUUAAAGUGUAAUGCAUGUUCAUGUGUUUUGCACGAAGAAAAAUCAGCAAACUUCAUUGGAAUCUUAAUCACUUAUUUUUAUGGCUAUUAAGAGAAGUUCUUUUGAGUGUUUAUGAUGAUUAAUGCUGUUUCCUCUAGUAUGAAUUUUGAUGGUCUUUCUUGACAUUUUCAGCUGUAUGCGUAUUUCUUAAAAAUUACUUUGGCUUUUCCCUCUUUCUAGAAGAUAACCAAAAUAGAAUACUAGCAGAAGGAAAAAGCUUUCACCCAUUUUAAACAGAAAAAAAAUGAGUGAACUCAGCUACCUAAUGUUUUACAAGAAUCAGAGGGAAAAAUCCUUUUUUUUUUUCUCCCCUUCUAAGACGCAUUUCCCUGAAAACAUGUUUUUUUAUUUAAAAAGUAGAGGUCAGAUAAAGGUUUAUGUAAGCUAAUCUUUGUUACUUUUGGAAAAUGCUUGCAUAAGUGUAAAUGUUUUCAAAAUUUAAGUUUUGUCUACCUCACUUUAUUUUAAUAGAAGUUAAGAACCUAUUCCAAAACUAAAUUAAUUUUAGUUUGCAGCUGAAAUCAGUGUACAGAAAAUAUUUAAAACUUGGGACAUUGUAUCUCUAAAAAAUUGGGCUCAGAUUCUUAACCCAAUGGAAAUCACUCCUAUCUGAGGCUCACCUGCAGUCCACAGUACUUAAGGGUAUGCUGACAUUCCUGCAAUAACAUAAAGUGGGGGCAGGAAGGAGAUUAAUGUCACCACUACUGCAAGUCCAUUGUGGCUAAAACUUGGACAGAUGUUUUGGGGAGUGAGGGGAAGAAAUCAGCCCCAUUGUUCAAUUUUGAUGCCGCUAAAGUACCAAAACCAGCUGGGAUUUGUUUUUCAGCUUUUAAACCAAACAACACUUUCCCAAAUUAAAACUCUACUGCCAAAUGAAAGCAAGCAAGCAGUUAAUCCUUUUCAAGUACAACAUCAAUUUCCCUACUUAUCAAAGUGAAGGUCAGGGCAGAGAAAAAGUCAAUGCUGGCUCUUUUUAAUAAAAUUGGAAUGAGGUUUUCACUGUCUAUGGUUUUCCAAAAAGAGCAUCCUGUCCCAUUGUAUGAGUGGAUGGACAAGGGAAAGACGCAAGCUUCUUUGUUGAUUAGAUGUAACCUAAAAGGCCAUAGAGGGGUGAAGGAGGAGCAGAAAGAAGUGCUCCCCCCCCCACUAUUUUUUCCCCAAAACUGCCAUUUGAGCUCCUGCAGCAGCGCUGAGUCUAAGAAACUUUACUACCCCAAGACAAAAAAUAACCUCAUGUGAGAGAUCAGUACUACUUACAAGUCAUCUGACCUGUACUGUUCUGGUCUAUUCAUAGAUUGCCACUAUGGCAAGAGAUUUUUUUCCUUUUCUGAUAGUUUAUUGGGUAUUUACACUCCUGGUCAAACAAGAAAAAAAAGUAUAAACUUCUUGCAGUUGCACAAAUUUGUUCAGUGGAGAAAUGAAGUCCCCUGCUGAAAGUGGGUACAAGAUUAUAACAGGUUACCCAUUUUCCUGGAGGAUAGCACAAGACUUGCCAAGCUAAGGAUGCAGGAAAAAAUGCAGACUGAAGAUGACCUACUACGUUGGAGCAAGAGAGAGAGGAAAAAUUGAAAUCUCUAGGAAAACCCUGAAACACAUUUCUAUGCCUAGUCGAUCCAAGCUUUUUUUGAUACCCCCUGUUCCAUUUAGAUGCAUACAUACUAAGCUUUCGGAAUCCUUAAUAAUGUUAUAUAGCUAAUGCAAUGUUACUAGAGUAUCAAGUUCAGUAGAACGUACUGCUCUAUCAACACUUCUUUUCCCACUUCAAAUGUAAGCUUCUGUCUUUAGACUAGUUUUGUGUGAACACAUUAAAAAGCAUGUAGCCAUCAUGAAUGUGCUAAAAAUCAUCGCUUAGUUUAAGGUAAGAUUAUAUCAAGACGGCUCAAAACUUAGAAAGCGUAGAAGUUGUUAAGGGAAAAACAUUUCUUGCCAACUUUACAUCACUUAUAAUAAUGUUACCCCCCAAGAGGCAUAGACUUCCAUGUCUCAACACAUUCCAAAAUGCAUCCAACUUGUUUUGUCACGCAAAACCUUACUGGUGACCUCAGCAAUGUUACAACAGAAUAACUUUCCAACUGAAUAAAGUAUGUGAUGGUAAUAUGUGCUGAUCUACUGAAAUGAGAGUAGGAGUAAGUCUUAGCGUGAGCAGAGCUAAAUCAAUAUGUCAGCAUACCUCCUAAACUAUUAUAAUUUGUCUUCAGAAACAGUGUGGCAAUAGCAACUCCUACACGGGGGUCAUAUUUUGACAUCAGUAACAACUUUGACCUUGCUUGGUAACACUUAAUCUUUUGAAUGUCAACAUUUCUAACUUUUUAAAACUUAAGUAACUGUUUAUAGGAAACAUGUUGCAACUUUUAACAAGUAUUUUACUUGUUGCAAAGCCUGACACAUUUAAUUUCAGACUUCAGACUUAGUGUAUUUGAAAGAGGGACCUGAGGAAGAAGUCAAAUCUUGCAAAAAUUAAAAUGACUUAAAACUUUAAAAAAACCAUAGUCAUAACUCUCCCGCUGCUUGCCCAGCCUUCUCGCACCUCCCGGACAAGCUGCAGCAGGGCAUGGGAGCGGACAUGUACACAUGGAUCGGUGGAGCCAGCAGUAGGAACUAUGGGGAAUUUUAGGGUGGCUGCAGCCCCCUCAUAGCUCCCACUCCAUUGCGCUCUGCGGAACAGGCGGAGCCAGGGCUGCGCUCCGGGCUGCAGCUGGGACUAGCUGCCCAGAGCACAGCCCUGGCUCCACCCACCCCAUAGAGUGUGGCCCAGGAGCUGGGGCUAGCCUCCCAGAGUGCAACCCAGUCCAGCCCACCCCGUGCAGAUCUGGUGGCACACCUGCUCCUGUGUGAGAACUGCCAGAGGAGCCACCAGAAGAGCAGCUGCCAGACCAGUGGUGUGUGGCAGCGCACAGUGGCCAGAGCUCCCCUCCCUGAAUCCUGUACUCCCCUGCCCUGACUGGGCAGCUUGUCCCAGCCCCAAUCCCUCCCUUGGUAUAGGGGCAUUGAUCUGCUCCUCCUGCACCCCUUCCCUCCUCCCUCCACAACAGUUACCAGCUGGAGGCAGUUGUGUCCAGCAUCGUGGAGGACUUCUGCCUGUAUAGUGUAUGCCCAAAUCUCCAAAUCAAUUCAGAGGCUUCUGAAUCACUUCAGACCUUUUAAUGGGUCUCCUGAUUCAAUUCAGAUUCAGAGAUUCGACUGCUGAAUAGGGCUGAAUCUCCU